AUGCGUGAUUUAAGCUUGUCAUUGUCUUGUAGUGAAGCUGGAACUUUGAAAUCCAUGUGGUUCUCAGGAACGACAAGUCAAGGCAAAACUAGCUCGCCCACGUUUCCGCUGCCCGUCGACCUCGCUUACGCUGCUCGUUUCUCAACAUUCCCCUGCCCGUCGCCCUUGCUUCCCCUCGUCGCCCUUGCUUCCCCCCGUCGCCCUUGCUUCCCCCCGUCGCCCUUGCUUCCCCCCGUCGCCCUCGCUUCCCCCCGUCGCCCUCGCUUCCCCCCGUCGCCCUCGCUUCCCCCCGUCGCCCUUGCUUCCCCCCGUCGCCCUUGCUUCCCCCCGUCGCCCUUGCUUCCACUCCCAUCUCCCUCUGCAUCUCGCACCCUUGUCACCCUCCCGUUUCUUCCCCUACUUACUCCCUCCUCCCACCUCUCACCGCCCUCCUUCCCCCCCUUCCUUCCCCGCAUCCUCUGCCAUUCUUCGUCCCACAAUCUGCGCCUCUUCCCCCUAUCCUCUGCCCCUCUUCCCCCCAUCCUCUGCCCUGCUUCCCCCUAUCCUCUGCCCUGCUUCCCCCCAUCCUCUGCCCUGCUUCCCCCCAUCCUCUGCCCUGCUUUCCCCCGCCCUCUGCCCUGCUUUCCCCCGCCCUCUGCCCUGCUUCCCCCCGCCCUCUGCCCUGCUUCCCCCCGCCCUCUGCCCUGCUUCCCCCCGCCCUCUGCCCUGCUUCCCCCCGCCCUCUGCCCUGCUUCCCCCCGCCAUCUGCCCUGCUUCCCCCCGCCCUCUGCCCUGCUUCCCCCCGCCCUCUGCCCUGCUUCCCCCCGCCCUCUGCCCUGCUUCCCCCCGCCCUCUGCCCUGCUUCCCCCCGCCCUCUGCCCUGCUUCCCCCCGCCCUCUGCCCUGCUUCCCCCCGCCCUCUGCCCUGCUUCCCCCCGCCCUCUGCCCUGCUUCCCCCCGCCCUCUGCCCUGCUUCCCCCCGCCCUCUGCCCUGCUUCCCCCCGCCCUCUGCCCUGCUUCCCCCCGCCCUCUGCCCUGCUUCCCCCCGCCCUCUGCCCUGCUUCCCCCCUCCCUCUGCCCUGCUUCCCCCCGCCCUCUGCCCUGCUUCCCCCCGCCCUCUGCCCUGCUUCCCCCCUCCCUCUGCCCUGCUUCCCCCCCGCCCUCUGCCCUGCUUCCCCCCUCCCUCUCCCCUGCUUCCCCCCGCCCUCUGCCCUGCUUCCCCCCGCCCUCUGCCCUGCUUCCCCCCUUCCCUCUGCCCUGCUUCCCCCCGCCCUCUGCCCUGCUUCCCCCCGCCCUCUGCCCUGCUUCCCCCCGCCCUCUGCCCUGCUUCCCCCCGCCCUCUGCCCUGCUUCCUCCCGCCCUCUGCCCUGCUUCCCCCCGCCCUCUGCCCUGCUUCCCCCCGCCCUCUGCCCUGCUUCCCCCCGCCCUCUGCCCUGCUUCCCCCCGCCCUCUGCCCUGCUUCCCCCCGCCCUCUGCCCUGCUUCCCCCUGCCCCCUGCCCUGCUCCCACCAUCCGGCCUCUUCCUCCUUCCCUCCCUCCCUCCUUCCCUACGCCCCCAUGA
Molecule: messenger RNA, 1539 nt
Organism: Closterium sp. NIES-65
Lineage: Eukaryota; Viridiplantae; Streptophyta; Zygnematophyceae; Desmidiales; Closteriaceae
Source: the annotation of a GenBank genome assembly